UAAAGUUUGUAAACCAUUUAUCUUUGCCACUUUGAACAGAAUUAACAUCUCAUGUAUAGAAUGUCUGCUUCUUCAGCAUCAUUUUGAUCACUGCAUGUAUACUGUUCUAGCAGAUUGACAGGCUUACUUUGUCUGCACACUUUUGCAAAAUGUAUUUUUUUUUUCAAAGAAUUUGCAUAUAACCUCAUAUGGUGGGCAUUUGGCUCUUGCGUGUGUUGAUCCACAGUACCUGCACACUUCUUUAGUAUUUUUCUCCUUAGACCACUGUCCGAUGAAUCAUGUUUCCAUUUUCUGUCGACAUGGUCUCUGUAUUUGUUCUGAGUGGCAUAAGUGACUGAUUCUGCCUGUUCAGGGACAGUGUUCAUAUUUUUAAAUUGGAUCUGCGUCUGUUCGUUUGCUCUGCAUAUAUCCAUGCCUUUUUAUUCAGCGUUGUGGUUCGCGCAGCAUACUUUACUCCGUUAUCUUUACAGCCAAUCACAAGUCUGUCUCUGAUCGUUUCGUCUCUCAUUGACCCGAAAUCACAAGAAUCCGAAAAUUGACGCAACCUCACAAUAUAUUGACCAGACGUCUCUUCUUGAGUUUGUUCACGUGUUAAAAAUGAAUCUUUCAUUAAUCACAUUACGAGUGGGUUAAAAAUGUAUUUGUAAAACGUCAAGGAUUUUCUUAUAAUUGUUUAUAUCCUCUUCCCCCAGAUCUAGGUGACGCUGAAGCAUAUGGCACUCUCUUCCAAUAACACUGAGCAGUGUUGCCACUCUCACAUGCGGGUCUUUAAAAAAAAUCUAAACCUGUAGCGUUUUAAUAAUUCUCCCACUGAUCACGGAAAAACAACUAGUUUUGGUACAAAUCGCCGUUCAUGUCCAUGGCGCUAGCCACCGGAAUUUUUACUGAGAGACAUUGCAGGCUCUUCGUACUCGUUCAUUUGUUCCACUUAUUUGUGUUUAUCCGACAGCGAUUACAUUGUCCACAUACUUUAUCCUAUUUUCCGUGGCGCUUGACUUUGGGUUAUUUUCGCUGACACCAUGUUUUAAUGUGAAUAACUCACGUCGGAGAGUUUGGUAAAGUUCAAGCAUAAUCCUUUACUCAGGUGUUACAGGUCACAACAUCCCAAUCAGACACUCGUAAUAUACCUGUUAAUAUAUCAUAGCCCCACUGGCGACAUCCCUGGGUUGGCGUUAUAGCCAUUAUCUUAACAUUAUGUGCUUGUCGUUGGAACCUUUAACCGCAAGAAGGAAGAAUUACGCAUCCACUUCUACCUCGAUUCUCUUUGUUACUAAAUAGCCUUAUAGGCUUCCGCACUCAUUCCACAAAUCGAAACUGCAAUGAGAAAUAUGACAGAUCGAAUCCUAAUGCUGAUCUACAUUGUGAACACAUUUAGCGUGUUCCCAUAGGUAAGUAACGGUUUCAGCUCAAUGGUAUAGCUUCACUUGAGUUCUCAUUAUCAGGAAAUAAAUAGUCUUAGUUCACACGUCCAUUGCGACAGCUCACUAAAUGCCUGCAUCUUAUGACCACUCAUCACGUCUGUCUUUGGACCAUAUUACAGUUUGCUUCAUUGCUGAGCCACAGGUGUUCUCAUUACUGAUGAAUUUACAUCUACCCAAACUUAUUCUUGAGGAUGGCAACGAAGAGUUGGGCGUCCGGCACACGUGUUGCCAAGAGUGACCACAGCAAACCUAAAGCUGGUGAACUGGCCUACCGCAAAGGAGACAUCCUCACUAUUGUGGAAACGGGGACGGGGAAACGACAUUACAAGGCCAGACACAACACCACAGGAGAGGAAGGACUCGUCUCUGCCACCAACGUGCGAGAACGAGAGGCCAUUUGCGUCGACCCUAGUCUCAGUCUCAUGCCCUGGUUCCAUGGGAAGAUCUCAGGUCCUGAGGCGGUGUCCAAGCUGCUGCCUGUGGAGGAUGGCCUGUUCCUGGUGCGGGAGUCCAUCCGCCACCAUGGUGAUUACGUGCUCUGUGUCAGCUACUCCAGCCAGGUCAUCCACUACCGAGUCAUCUACCAGGACAGCAAACUGACCAUCGACAACACCCAGUACUUCUACAACCUCUUAGAAAUGAUCGAGUUCUACUCCAAGCACAAGGGAGCUAUUGUUACCAAACUUCUAAAGCCCAAAGAGAAGGAGGGCACAAAGUCAGCUGAGUUGGAGCUGUCUAAAACGGGAUGGCUGCUGGAUAUCAGGGAGCUGACCUUGGGAGGGAGCAUCGGGGAGGGGGAGUUUGGAGCGGUGUAUGAAGGAGACUACAUGGGCCAGAAGGUGGCAGUAAAGAACAUUAAAUGUGAUGUAACAGCACAGGCAUUCUUAGAAGAGACCACUGUUAUGACGAAACUGCAGCAUAAGAAUCUGGUGCGGUUGUUGGGGGUGAUCCUACACAAUGGACUGCACAUCGUCACAGAGCUCAUGGCCAAGGGUAAUCUGGUGAACUUCCUCCGGACAAGGGGCCGUUAUGUCAUCAACACUGACCAGCUACUGCGCUUUGCACUAGAUGUAUGUGAGGGUAUGGAGUACCUGGAGUCUAAGAGGUUGGUCCACAGAGACCUAGCGGCCCGUAACAUCCUGGUCUCCAACGAGGGCGUGGCCAAGGUCAGUGACUUUGGAUUGACCAAGUUGGACUGCAAGGCCUCAGACAAUGCUAAACUACCAGUCAAAUGGACAGCCCCUGAAGCCCUGAAGAAAGAGAAAUUCUCCACGCGGUCAGACGUAUGGAGCUACGGAGUUCUCCUCUGGGAGACGUUCUCUUAUGGUCGACAACCCUACCCCAAGAUGUCUCUGAAGGAGGUGAAGGAGCUUGUGGAGCAGGGUUACCGUAUGGAGGCUCCAGAGGAGUGUCCCCCCAGUGUCUACGCCCUGAUGAGGUGCUGCUGGGAGGCUGAACCCAGGAAGAGGCCCUCUUUCCAGAAACUACAGGAGAAGCUGGAGAGAGAGCUGACCAAACAAUAGCCCUGGCUGCUGAAGUCAAUUUAAUAAUCCUAUUCAAAUAACUACUGGGCUCUUGUUUUGAGCUGCCUGGAGCAGGGACAGUAACCCGGGACAGGUGGACCCAAGUGGUUACCGCUCGCUUCACAGCUUUCCCGGGAAACUCUCUGUAUUCUAGCAUCACACGGACAAAAGUGUAGCGGAUGAAGGAGUUUGCUUCUGCUGCUGCUGCGUUCGCGGUAGAACACACCGCGUGGCGGUGGUGCUUUGUGCGUGCACACAUCCUGUAAAUGGCUACAGUGUAAAAUCAUGCAUCUUGAUUUGCUUAAAGAAAAAGCAUAUUGUUUUUAUGGCAAAAUCGUUUAAACGUGUGUUGAGUUUGUGCGAUGAAGGAUGCAGGAUAUUAUACUAAGACAUAACCUGUAACAACAUAUUAUCGAUUUUUAUUGUAUUUUUAUGGAAUGAUCUACUGUAAUGAGGAGUCCUUACACUUAUUUCUGUCUGUGUUAUUAGAGGGAGCAAUUCAACUCGUCAUGUCUCCACACCCCAAUUCUCUUUCCUGAGUAACACAUUAUUUGUGUUACCAAUAUGGGGCCAUUAUUUUUCUUUCAUAAGAGACAGAGAGCGAAAAGGAUAGAGGGAGAGCGAGAUGGAAAGAGGGAAAAUGCUGAUCCGGGAUUAAAUCCCAGAUCAUCCGUAUCUGCUUGUUUCAGACUGUAAUUGUCCAGCAAUAUGCCCUGCGACUCGGGGGCUUAAUAUGUGAAAUCUUGAAUGUUAUUGCUGAUAUUAGUAAGGAAUUACAAAGCCGACAGCAGUUUGUCUGUGUACAAGCUCUGAGGAGCUACAGGGGAUUGGGACGGAAUAUCCUAUUUUAUUUUCAGUUCAUUUGCCAUAAAUGUAGUAGACCUAUACUCCCAUAAAACCAGUGACUCAGCAGGUCUUAGUCGAUCUAUCUGUGUAAAGGGAAUUUCUUUAUUAAACCCAGUUCCUAAAAGCAAAGGGGUGCUCGGUUUGAACAGAAAUUGUUGGAUUUUGGACAAUGGACAUUUGCAAAGAAGAGAAAACAUGCUGCAUCUGGGGUUUACAAAAAAAUAUAUUAAAAAAAUAAUGUAAUGUAAAAAUGUAGAUAAGGGACUUGCCUCUAAAACAACCAAGGUUCCUCUGUCUUCAAGCAGCUAUGAUUUAACUCAACCCAGAUUAGAGAGGGGAGCGAUUUUUAUUGUAUUAUUGUUGUCACGUUACAACCCAAAUUAAAGAUGUCAUUAGUAUUAAGUCUUUGUAAGCCUGGUAUUUGUCUUUCACCCAUGGGAUGGACCCCAGAUUGGGUCCUGAUCUGCUCCCAUCACAUCACCAUAGGGGCCUGUGUGUUGAUUUGCUUUGUUUCCCUAAAACGUCUCAUGGAUGAUUUGAAAUGUUCCAAGAAAUGCUGAAAAAAUAAAUAGGAAUAUUUUUUAAC
Oncorhynchus mykiss (rainbow trout) is the source of this 4376-nucleotide messenger RNA. The record is from RefSeq and is a predicted model, not a curated record. NCBI's taxonomy places the organism in Eukaryota, Metazoa, Chordata, Actinopteri, Salmoniformes, Salmonidae.